This is a messenger RNA of Meloidogyne enterolobii, 568 nucleotides long. Lineage: Eukaryota; Metazoa; Nematoda; Chromadorea; Rhabditida; Meloidogynidae. The record is from the annotation of a GenBank genome assembly.
UUAGGUCCCUUCUCUUAAUUAUCUCUCUAAACUUUUUGGGGGUGGAGAGUAGAGAUCUGACCGAGACGAGAUCUUGGAAAAAUAUAGGUUAUCGAGUUCGAUAUGUUUCGAGAUCUUGAAAAUCUUGGCUUUCCAUUAAUUGAACAUUUACGCCGUUUUGGCAAGAAAGUUCGUCUUUUACGAGCCCAUAACAGAUUAGGGUUGAUUAGAGCAAAACUGGCUGGUGCUAAAUAUGCUAGAGGGGAUGUUGUUGUCUUUUUAGAUUCUCAUUGUGAGGCUAAUGAAGGAUGGUUAGAACCUUUACUUCAAAGAAUUAAAAAACAACGUUCAGCUGUUGUUUGCCCCGUUAUUGAUAUUAUUUCUGGGAGAGGAUAGCUUUCGACUUUUCUAGGCUUUUUUUAAUUAAGUUUCUUUAGUAGUCUUUCGAGAUCGAUGCUCUUCUGUCCUUGACUAUCUUCUUUAUUAGUCGGGGACAGGGCGACCCUUGCCAAACCCCCAAAAGGGGUAUGGCUUCACUUAAAGGGGGCGAAAUCGGCCAAAAAAGGGCUAAGAAGCCAAUAAUCUUUGU